Pocillopora meandrina is the source of this 858-nucleotide messenger RNA. NCBI's taxonomy places the organism in Eukaryota, Metazoa, Cnidaria, Anthozoa, Scleractinia, Pocilloporidae. The record is from the annotation of a GenBank genome assembly.
AUGAAAUAUUUUGAUUUCGAAAACAAAACAUGGAAAACUUCACCAGCAUCAAUACCGUCAAUUAAAUCAACUCGUUGCCAUUCUGCAGUCUCUGUUGGGAACACCCUAUUUGUUACUGGAGAAACACCAGAUGGUAACAAUUCCCUUUUUCGCUACGACACUGAGAGUAAUGCAUGGGAUAUGAAGCAACAUUCGUGCGGUGGAUCAAUUGACAAUUUAUGUAUCAUGGAUGACUAUGUAUAUGUCAUUAGCUCUGAUUCAUGUCAGGUUCCUCAAAGAUACAACAUCGCUAAAAGGUUAUGGCAGAGUAUUUCUAAUGUACAUAAUCCAAGCUGGAACCUUUUAGCAUGCAAUAAUGGGGUUAUAGCUCACGAAAAAGUGUUUGUUCUUUAUAGUAACAGGCCCGAUCGCAAAGGACCCAAUCAACCAGCAGUACUUCAAUGUUUCGACCCAACUAAAAAUGAAUGGAGUGAAAAGGCCACAACCUGCCAUCCUCAUUUUGGAUCCACUCUUUUUUUAGUGAAUGACAAACUUUUUAUAGCUGGGGGCCGUAUUGGAUUUAAUAACUACGAUCGCCCAUGUGGCAACCGUGCGCCUGUAGAAAUGUAUAACGAAGAAACCAACACUUGGUCUGUUGUUGAGCAAAAACGUAUUCCUGCCAACAAUCUCAAUGCAGUGGAAAUAGAAGGGAGGGUAUAUUUUAUUAUCAACAAAUUUCCAGUUGACAGUGGGAUUAGAAUUCCACCAGGGGAGUUGUAUCCUGUUCCGCUGGGUGAGUGGGAAGAUUUAGGAAAAAUUGAACAAUCUGCAGUUCUUUGCCAUUUGCCUCUGAAGAGAGAAUGUAUAAAAACUGAAUGA